AGCAGGCCAGAGUGGUGCCAGCAACUUCCUCUCUGAUUUUGUCCUCUCUAACAGGAAUUCCUCCUUUUUCUGUCCUCCAUCCUCCUCUUUCCUCCCUCCACUGGCUUGCACUUGCUAUCCCAGCAUUGUACUGAUGGAAAUUACUUUCCACAGUUAUUGGGACUGAAGAUGACUACGUUCUCGAUUAUUUUACUUCUCUACAGCCUGCUGACCCCUUCACCAGGAUUUUUUUCUUCAGUUGCCAAAGCUGAUAAAGACCUUGGAGAUCUGCCAAUCAAAUGUAACCCCAAGAAGGUUCAAGGUGGUCUCCUUGGUGGCAAUCUGCUCAGUGGUCUCCUUGGAAAAGAUUGUCCUGUUGGCAGAGGCCGUGGCAAAGAUGGUGUUGUUGGCAGUCUCCUUGGUGGAAAUGGUCUCCUUGACAAAGAUGGUGUCCUUGGGGGUCUCCUCGGUGGAGAUGGCGUAGCUGGCAGCCUCCUUGACAAAGAUGGUGUCCUUGGGGGUCUCCUCGGUGGAGAUGGCAUAGCUGGCAGCCUCCUUGACAAAGAUGGUGUCCUUGGGGGUCUCCUUGGUGGAGAUGGCGUAGCUGGCAGCCUCCUUGACAAGGAUGGUGUCCUUGGGGGUCUCCUUGGUGGAGAUGGCAUAGCUGGCAGCCUCCUUGACAAAGAUGGUGUCCUUGGGAGUCUCCUUGGUGGAGAUGGCAUCGUUGGCAGCCUCCUUGACAAAGAUGGUGUCCUUGGGGGUCUCCUUGAUGGAGAUGGCGUAGCUGGCAGCCUCCUUGACAAAGAUGGUGUCCUUGGGGGUCUUCUCGGUGGAGAUGGCAUCAUUGGCAGUCUCCUCGACAAAGAUGGUGUCCUUGGGAGUCUCCUCGGCAAAGAUGGUCUUGUUGAUGGUCUCCUUGAUGCUGUCAUUGAUAUCCUUCUUGGCAAAAAUGGUCUUCUUGGCAAAAAUGGUCUCGUUGGCAAUCUUCUUGGUGGAAGUGGUGGAGACCUCACAGGGCUGAAAAUUGUGAACAACACCCUUCCAAAAAUAAGUCUGCAUUCCCUACCAGGUGUUGGGCACGAGGUGGGCUUCAACACCCAGCUGCUGGUAGAGAGUACCAGUGCUCUGGACAAAGCGCUCUGUGUGCAGGUGGAAGCAGAUGUGGCCAUGGUGGUCCAGGACAACUGGGAGGCUCGUCAGAACAAUGUCUGCAAAACUGUUGACAUAAACAUCCGUCUGAGGCCCAAAGUGCCACUUCUGGAUCAGCCUUUAAAACGCCUCCUUAGUGAUGUCCUGCGUGAGGUGGGGUGCAACAUCAUCAACUCCAGGCUCAGCACAGUGAACACUCUGCUUGGCUCCAGGACCCCCACGGUCCCGCUUGGGGCUCUGGGAGAUCUGCCCCUCUUUUCCAUCAUCAGUGGCGAUGCUAUCCAGCUGGAUCUAAACCUCCUUGUCGGGGACACAGAGAGCGGUGUGGUGGCCUCCACACAAGGACCACCGCUUGCCGCCACCUUGCUGCUGGCCACUGGUCGCCCACCACAGCUCAGCCUCUCCGAGCAUGCCCUUGGCAAGCUGCUGGAGCUGGUCCAGGGGCAGGGAGCCUUCAGCCUCAGCAUCACCAACUCAAUGGUGCCUGAUAGUGUCUUGCUGUCCACAUCUGCUCUUCUCCCACUCAUCCCCCAGCUCGCCAAGAUCCUCCCUGACUCUUUGCCACUGGAGCUGCGCGUGCGGGUGGCCGACAAACCAGUGGUGGCCGUGAGGGACAAAAGAGCUACUGCCACCCUCAAAGCCUCCAUCGACAUCUUCAGUCCUCCCCUGCAGUCGGCCCAGCAGCCCCUCUUCUCCCUUGACACGGACAUUGUUCUGAACAUCACGCCAUCGGUCUCCGGUGGCAAACUGCAAACCUCCCUGGCUCUUGACAGCAUCAACCUGACGCGGGUACCUCUGAGACUUGACCCCCUCAGUAUCUCCCCAAUUGCAGAAUGGCUCAAGCAAGUCCUCGCAGCUGCAUAUGUACCUGCCAUUAACGAUGCCUUGCAUGUGUCAGUCCACCUGCCCAGCAUUCUCAGCACCAGCCUCAGGAACACCAGGGUUGACAUCACCGACGCAGAUGACUCUCCCAACCAGACCAAUCUAAAAAGAUUCUGCUCAGGAGGACCCAUGGCACCGCUCACUGUCUGAGGCAGGCAACGUGCCGCCAGCCCCAGAACCCUGCUCGUCUCUGCUCCCUCUGACUUCAUUUUCCCUCGAGUGCUGCCCUGUGCUUUCGCUGAGGCCCAAGGGGGACAGGCAACCAUCUCUGGUGGUGGCCUGGCGUGGGGUAGGGAAGGCUGCUGGGCUGGUGGGUGUUAGGGGCAGUUGCUGUGGGCACUUCUAACAUCUGUAGUUGGGAAGCAGAGCUAUUUCUUAGGCAUAAAGGUUGCUCUCU
Falco peregrinus (peregrine falcon) is the source of this 2407-nucleotide messenger RNA. Its product is annotated as BPI fold-containing family B member 4. NCBI's taxonomy places the organism in Eukaryota, Metazoa, Chordata, Aves, Falconiformes, Falconidae. The record is from RefSeq and is a predicted model, not a curated record. Gene Ontology annotation, molecular function: lipid binding. The transcript is spliced from 15 exons. Bases 169 to 2160 code for a protein of 663 amino acids.